UAAUAUAAUUGUGCAGCAGAACUAUAAUUUAGCAUUAUUGAACUAUCAAAAAUGUCUGUUUCGCUUUAUAAUAAAGAUCCCCUGCCUCCACCUCAGCCGAAUACAAUGUCGAUACAUCAGCAACAGCAUGCACCUGCCACAUCCAAUGAUGCCUGCCUCAGUAUAGUUCAUAGUUUAAUGUGUCACAGACAAGGUGGUGAAAGUGAAAGUUUUGCGAAAAGAGCAAUUGAAAGUUUAGUUAAAAAGUUAAAAGAGAAGAAGGAUGAACUAGAAGCACUUAUAAAUGCCAUUACAACUAAUGGAGCGCAUCCUACUACUUGUGUCACUAUUCAACGUACUUUAGAUGGGAGACUUCAGGUUGCAGGAAGGAAAGGAUUUCCUCAUGUGAUUUAUGCAAGACUUUGGAGAUGGCCUGAUCUUCAUAAAAAUGAACUUAAGCAUUUGAAGACUUGUAAAUAUGCAUUUGAUCUCAAGUGUGAUUCUGUAUGCAUCAACCCAUAUCACUAUGAACGAGUCGUAUCACCUGGGAUUGAUUUAUCUGGACUAACACUGCAACACACAGCUCCCCCAGCACCGUUGAUGUCUAUAGACUACAGAGACAUGAAGGCUGAAUCAAGUGCAACUCAUAUACUGGGAACAUCAGAUGGUUCAGGAAACACAAUACAACAUUCUGUCAAUGAUUACAAAAAUGUUCCAGGUGGACUGGGUGGAACUUCAUCAAGUACACUGGGUUAUGCAUCAACAAACAAUACUAUGCUACCACCUUCUCAGGGUGUCCCCAGUGCAUCACAACAAUUGAUGGAAUAUAGUCAAAGAAAUGGCCAAAUGAACUGGUCAAGCAGCACAGCACGAUACACACCUGACAUGUCUUCACCAGUUAAUACACCAUACUACACACCCGGAUCUGACAUGAAUUAUAUGCCAAUUUCAAAUCACCCACCUCCAGAAUUUUGGUGUUCAAUAACUUCAUAUGAGAUGGAUGUACAAGUGGGUGAAACAUUCAAAGUUCCUGCAUCAUGUCCGGCUGUUACCGUAGAUGGAUAUGUGGAUCCUUCUGGUGGUGAUAGAUUUUGUCUCGGGCAAUUGUCGAAUGUUCACAGAACGGAAGCGUCAGAGAGAGCAAGGUUACAUAUAGGAAAAGGUGUUCAGCUAGUAUGUCAUGGUGAAGGAGAUGUCUGGGUGAAAUGUCUGAGCGAUCAUGCUGUUUUUGUUCAAAGUUAUUAUUUGGACAGAGAAGCUGGGAGAGCACCUGGAGAUGCCGUUCAUAAGAUUUAUCCGAAUGCCUAUAUUAAAGUGUUUGAUCUACGACAAUGUUAUAGACAGAUGCAACAACAGGCACGUACCGCACAAGAAGCAGCAAAAGUACAGGCGGCAGCAGUGUCAGGGAAUAUACCUGGUUCUGCUUCAGUUGGUGGUAUUGCACAAGCAGUCGGUACACCUGGUUUAUCAGCAGCUGCAGGAAUUGGAGUAGAUGAUCUUAGAAGACUUUGCAUAUUAAGAAUGAGUUUUGUUAAAGGUUGGGGGCCUGAUUAUCCACGACAAAAUAUCAAACAGACACCUUGUUGGAUCGAAAUUCAACUUCAUAGAGCACUACAACUUCUAGAUGAAGUUCUCCAUACCAUGCCAAUUGCCGAACCGCAUCCACAUGAUUGAAAGUAAUGAUGAAAGUCAUGAUUCAAAAUAAAAAGGCUCAGAUUCAGCUGCAAUCUGUCCAAUGCUUUCAACUGCGAUAUCCGAUUGAAGUAUGAAUACCAUGCAGGACCUACCAAUCAAAUAAAUUAUAUCAACAGAAUAUACUUUAAGAAUUCCAUAGUUUCAACUGUACAUAUAUGUGUGUGCUUUGUGAAGCAUGUCAAUGAUACCCAAGUUUCAUUCUGUUCCUGUCGACAGUUUUUUGGUCAAUGACAACAUCAUAGCACCUGUAUUACCAUUGCUGGACCAUUUCUGAUAAAUAAAUUAGACUUUUCUUUUCUUACUUUACCAGUGUAAUUCAUUCUUGACUGGCUAUCAAAUAGUUACUAGCGGUUUGAAAUCAUUGUGCAACAUAUUUUGUAUCUUCACUGAUCAAUCUAGUACAGUUUAGCUAUUUUGUCAAUUCCAGUUCUGAUGUUAUUUUCCCUGCAUAGGCCCAGUGAUUCUUGGCUUUAUGAUAUUUGCUAUUCUUAAACUUAAAUAUAUAUUCUGUGACUGGAAAUGCUUGUGAUUUUGUUCAUACUUGUUUUUCAUGUUCAUUUGCCACCUUAUAGUAAUACUGAACAUUUUUGCCAACUGAGUUUUCCAUAAGUUUUUGAGUUUUUAUUUCUUCAUUAUGUUGCACUAUAUCUUAUUACCUAACCCUAUCAGAGGUUGUCCUAUGCUCAAGCAUUGUGCUGGAUAUAAUGUCUUGAAAAAUCCAAUCAACAUAAAUUUUAAAAACUGAUGACAACAGAGGAUUACUAAUAUUGGGACUAAGCAAUAUAAAAUUUGUAAUGAUUGUGUAAAAAAGCGCUUGUUAAAUAUAGUCGGUCACAUGAUAUUUUAUAUGUUCCUUUAUUCAUUUCAUCCUCAGUUGAAGGUAAAUGCUUGACUGCCUUACGCAUCUUGGCCAACUUCUGAUGGGGCCUGUACUUAUUUUCAGCAUUAUGGUAUUAUUCACAUUUGUUGUCAUUCUCUUAUUAUUUUUUGGAUGGUUAAUAAGUAAUUGAUCAUUGCAAAAUAAAUCAUGGCUGUUGUAAACAGGUGGUCUA
Styela clava is the source of this 2726-nucleotide messenger RNA. RefSeq names its product mothers against decapentaplegic homolog 4-like. Gene Ontology annotation, cellular component: heteromeric SMAD protein complex. Lineage: Eukaryota; Metazoa; Chordata; Ascidiacea; Stolidobranchia; Styelidae. Gene Ontology annotation, biological process: SMAD protein signal transduction; regulation of transcription by RNA polymerase II; anatomical structure morphogenesis. Gene Ontology annotation, molecular function: DNA-binding transcription factor activity, RNA polymerase II-specific; RNA polymerase II cis-regulatory region sequence-specific DNA binding; I-SMAD binding. The record is from RefSeq and is a predicted model, not a curated record.